GCCAGCAUUUCUCACAACACUCCAGAGGGUGGCAGUGUUACGCCGAGCGAACUACAGCAUGAAGAAGUAAAGCUGUAGUAGAACACAUCCUGUUCAAAUUCACAGGCGGGACAACAAGCUCCAGAAAACUUCACCAACAUGGAAUAUGACGAGAGCCUCUUGAUGCAACGUGUCGACGGUGUAAAACUGGCCAAAGAGGCAGAGUACGGGCAACCGAUGACUCUUCAUUGCGCGCAAUGUAACACUGUCCUGGGGGACUCCGUCGGUGUCUGUGGGGAGAUUCAAAGUAUGGACGCUAUCAUGUGUCUAAGAGUAACCAGUGAUGUGGUCAUCAGUGAUGCAAUGGAGUCAGGACGUAAAGGGGAUAUGGUUGACUGCAUCUACAGCUCUCUGAAAUGUCGUGGCUGUCGCUGUGCUGUGGGCAAAGUUAUUCACUCAGCUCCAUUACGUUUGGCCAUGAUUCGCUCCCUCUUUCUCCUCUACAAGGCAAACAUCAGCUGUUACAUCCUCAACACCAGCUCAAUGGUGGAAGCGUCCACACUCACAUUUGAUCUGAAGCCCCUAAGACAAAACAUUAAGGAGGCGAGGCAGCAAUUUGAAGCACAGCUGGAUCAGAUGUCACAUGUUAAGAGCAGACUGGCCGACAGGAGUGUUUCCAGUGAAUUGGUCAAGUAGCACACACAAGCAAUCCAGAUAAUACCUCAUCCUAGGAUUAGGGAUCAUGGUCUCUUCAAUCUGCUGCCUCCUGUAGGCUCGUUUGUGUUGUAUGUUAUUUUUUUCCGUCUCUUUUUCAUUUUUCAUUAAAUGUUUUUUGGUGAUUCAGGCAUUGAUGUUGCUUUAUAUGUCCCUACAGCCAGCAUACUAAAACCCCUGUUUAUCUGUAACUUUAAAUGUAAAAUUUCUCAAGAUUUCCUAAAUUAUUUUUUUAGCUUUGCCAAACUUGAAUGAAUGCUGAUUUCUAUUUUUGGGAAAGAAGGCAGUGUGGCUCCAAGGAUGGCAACACACUAGGUCAAUCAUUUGGUCCAGCAGCCCCUGUUCUCUAGAUGUCUGCUGUAAAUUCCAUUUUGUCAAUAAAGUUAAAAGACAGGAAGAAAAUAGUACAAUAACUCCUCCUAAAACCACAAAUUGUUUUUACGUUUAUUUUUGUUUACAGAUUGAAGAUAUUAUCUGGCUCAUACCUAGCAUAAACACAAAUGUUGAACUAUUCCUGUAAGCUUAAAAUUCUGUCACACCCUCAGAGCCAACUAGAUAUUUUGUGCUGAACCAGUGGUAAGGAUCUAGGAAUAAUGUAUUAAUUCCAUUUUUAUUCAAUAAUAUUUUGUUUUGUGACAUGUUACAGCCUUACAGAGAUGUUGGUGAGGCUGUUGACUUUUGCUCUUAUUGCAAAAAUGAUGAUGUACAUUACAUUAUUCUCUCUGUAACUGCAUUAAAACUGUAAGUAAACAUCAAUACCCAGCCAUCCAAUUGGCACCAUGCUGCAUUUUAUUGCUGAAUUUCUGAUACAGAUUCUUUUUUUUUUUAGUUGAUACAAAACCAGACAAGAGGCUCACACAUAAUAAGCAUGCCCAUUUCCUCCCCCUGGAGUGCAUAGUUUCUACACAGUCCACCUCCUCAGUGGAAAAGUUGAUCAACAAAGUAAUGUCAUUAAUCUUCUUACUUAGGCUUUUGGGUUUUGUUUA
Messenger RNA from Lates calcarifer (barramundi perch), 1679 nucleotides. RefSeq names its product opa interacting protein 5 (gene oip5). Gene Ontology annotation, cellular component: nucleus; chromosome, centromeric region; chromatin. The transcript is spliced from 5 exons. Lineage: Eukaryota; Metazoa; Chordata; Actinopteri; Centropomidae. Gene Ontology annotation, biological process: CENP-A containing chromatin assembly; chromosome segregation. Bases 139 to 675 code for a protein of 178 amino acids. The record is from RefSeq and is a predicted model, not a curated record.